Pan troglodytes (chimpanzee) is the source of this 3307-nucleotide messenger RNA. RefSeq names its product coiled-coil alpha-helical rod protein 1 (gene CCHCR1). The record is from RefSeq and is a predicted model, not a curated record. Bases 806 to 3154 code for a protein of 782 amino acids. Gene Ontology annotation, biological process: protein export from nucleus; cell differentiation. Lineage: Eukaryota; Metazoa; Chordata; Mammalia; Primates; Hominidae. Gene Ontology annotation, cellular component: centriole. The transcript is spliced from 18 exons.
AGUCUGGCAGAGAGCUUCUGACUGUGCACACUUCUGGUGGGAAGAUGAAGGUCUGGACCACGACCAUCCAUCCGAUCUGAUGGGAGUAUGGGAGGCAGGGAGCAGGGUCUUGUGGAGACCUUACUCAUUCCAGCCUGGCGCUUCAACCACCCAGGGGCAAAGCUGCCCUGCUUAAUGCUCACCUUGGCUGCUGUGGUCUUCCAGGCUGACCCUCCAAUCAUCACCCCGGGGCUCGGCAUGCAGUUCGGCGUGGAUCCCAGAGAUCAGGCCAGGCUCCUGCUGGGGCCGCAGAGCCACAUCACACAGGUCGGCCCUGUGGCCCAAGCGAUAGGUGCAGCCAGCCCCGGCGGGGGGGUGGAAGGUGUAGAGAUCACCGCCCCUGCCGUCCCCUAUGCGCAGCAGUUGGAAGCAGGGCAGCAUGGGCGGUGCCCCCUCUGCACCACCUCUUCCACUUCAGGCAUCCAUUUCCUUUCCCACUCCUGGGCCACGCACCGCUGGCUUAAGUUCGCUUCCCAGUCUGAUGCAAACUUGAGUUGUGCUGUAUGCGGUUUCAACUUUGAGCACACUACCUGAAUAGCCCAAAUUCAGAGUGCAAGCAGCCUAGGACUCAAUGCAAAAUUGGUUAAGCCGACUUGCAAAUGAAAAAUUCCAGGAAGGUCUCCGUGCAAUGCAAACUCAGGAACACGUCCUAUGGCACCUCACUUGAGCUGGAUCCUCAGAUCGCAAAAUAUUUGGGGAGCCUCCAAUCUGCAAGGGGAACAUAGAUGGCUGGAGACAGAAUCUAGAGCCUUCAAAUAAUGUGGAGAUGUUUCCACCUUCAGGUUCCACUGGGCUGAUUCCCCCCUCCCACUUUCAAGCUCGGCCCCUUUCAACUCUGCCAAGAAUGGCUCCCACCUGGCUCUCAGACAUUCCCCUGGUCCAACCCCCAGGCCAUCAAGAUGUCUCAGAGAGGCGGCUAGACACCCAGAGACCUCAAGUGACCAUGUGGGAACGGGAUGUUUCCAGUGACAGGCAGGAGCCAGGGCGGAGAGGCAGGUCCUGGGGGCUGGAGGGGUCACAGGCCCUGAGCCAGCAGGCUGAGGUGAUCGCUCGGCAGCUGCAAGAGCUGCGGCGGCUGGAGGAGGAGGUUCGGCUCCUGCGGGAGACCUCGCUGCAGCAGAAGAUGAGGCUAGAGGCCCAGGCCAUGGAGCUAGAGGCUCUGGCACGGGCGGAGAAGGCCGGCCGAGCUGAGGCUGAGGGCCUGCGUGCUGCUUUGGCUGGGGCUGAGGUUGUCCGGAAGAACUUGGAAGAGGGGAGCCAGCGGGAGCUGGAAGAGGUUCAGAGGCUGCACCAAGAGCAGCUGUCCUCUUUGACACAGGCUCACGAGGAGGCUCUUUCCAGUUUGACCAGCAAGGCUGAGGGCUUGGAGAAGUCUCUGAGUAGUCUGGAAACCAGAAGAGCAGGGGAAGCCAAGGAGCUGGCCGAGGCUCAGAGGGAGGCUGAGCUGCUUCGGAAGCAGCUGAGCAAGACCCAGGAAGACUUGGAGGCUCAGGUGACCCUGGUUGAGAAUCUAAGAAAAUAUGUUGGGGAACAAGUCCCUUCUGAGGUCCACAGCCAGACAUGGGAACUGGAGCGACAGAAGCUUCUGGAAACCAUGCAGCACUUGCAGGAGGACCGGGACAGCCUGCACGCCACCGUGGAGCUGCUGCAGGUGCGGGUGCAGAGCCUCACACACAUCCUCGCCCUGCAGGAGGAGGAGCUGACCAGGAAGGUACAACCCACAGAUUCCCUGGAGCCUGAGUUUACCAGGAAGUGCCAGUCCCUGCUGAACCGCUGGCGGGAGAAGGUGUUUGCCCUCAUGGUGCAGCUAAAGGCCCAGGAGCUGGAACACAGUGACUCUGUUAAGCAGCUGAAGGGACAGGUGGCCUCACUCCAGGAAAAAGUGACAUCCCAGAGCCAGGAGCAGGCCAUCCUGCAGCGAUCCCUGCAGGACAAAGCCGCAGAGGUGGAGGUGGAGCGGAUGGGUGCCAAGGGCCUGCAGUUGGAGCUGAGCCGUGCUCAGGAGGCCAGGCGUCGGUGGCAGCAGCAGACAGCCUCAGCUGAGGAGCAGCUGAGGCUUGUGGUCAAUGCUGUCAGCAGCUCUCAGAUCUGGCUCGAGACCACCAUGGCUAAGGUGGAAGAGGCUGCCGCCCAGCUUCCCAGCCUCAACAACCGACUCAGCUAUGCUGUCCGCAAGGUCCACACCAUUCGGGGCCUGAUUGCUCGAAAGCUUGCCCUUGCUCAGCUGCGCCAGGAGAGCUGUCCCCUGCCACCACCGGUCGCAGACGUGAGCCUUGAGUUGCAGCAGCUGCGGGAAGAACGGAACCGCCUGGAUGCAGAACUGCAGCUGAGUGCCCGCCUCAUCCAGCAGGAGGUGGGCCGGGCUCGGGAGCAAGGGGAGGCAGAGCGACAGCAGCUGAGCAAGGUGGCCCAGCAGCUGGAGCAGGAGCUGCAGCAGACCCAGGAGUCCCUGGCUAGCUUGGGGCUGCAGCUGGAGGUAGCACGCCAGGGCCAGCAGGAGAGCACAGAGGAGGCUGCCAGUCUGCGGCAGGAGCUGACCCAGCAGCAGGAACUCUACGGGCAAGCCCUGCAAGAGAAGGUGGCUGAAGUGGAAACUCGGCUGCGGGAGCAACUCUCAGACACUGAGAGGAGGCUGAACGAGGCUCGGAGGGAGCAUGCCAAGGCCGUGGUCUCCUUGCGCCAGAUUCAGCGCAGAGCCGCCCAGGAAAAGGAGCGGAGCCAGGAACUCAGGCGUCUGCAGGAGGAGGCCCGGAAGGAGGAGGGGCAGCGACUGGCCCGGCGCUUGCAGGAGCUAGAGAGGGAUAAGAACCUCAUGCUGGCCACCUUGCAGCAGGAAGGUCUCCUCUCCCGUUACAAGCAGCAGCGACUGUUGACAGUUCUUCCUUCCCUACUGGAUAAGAAGAAAUCUGUGGUGUCCAGCCCCAGGCCUCCAGAGUGUUCAGCAUCUGCACCUAUAGCAGCAGCAGUGCCCACCAGGGAGUCCAUAAAAGGGUCCCUCUCUGUCCUGCUCGAUGACCUGCAGGGCCUGAGUGAAGCCAUUUCCAAAGAGGAAGCUGUUUGUCAAGGAGACAACCUUGACAGAUGCUCCAGCUCCAAUCCCCAGAUGAGCAGCUAAGCAGCUGACAGUUGGAGGGAAAGCCAGCCUGGGGGCUGGGAGGAUCCUGGAGAAGUGGGUGGGGACAGACCAGCCCUUCCCCAUCCUGGGGUUGCCCUGGGGGAUACCAGCUGAGUCUGAAUUCUGCUCUAAAUAAAGACGACUACAGAAGGA